This is a messenger RNA of Pomacea canaliculata, 2973 nucleotides long. RefSeq lists its product as uncharacterized. Lineage: Eukaryota; Metazoa; Mollusca; Gastropoda; Architaenioglossa; Ampullariidae. The transcript is spliced from 9 exons. The coding region runs from base 869 to 1639 and encodes 256 amino acids. The record is from RefSeq and is a predicted model, not a curated record.
ACAGAGCUAGCUGACGUUGUUGACAUUUGUGCGCUAGUUGGAAGACAUUCUCUACUCGCUAUAAGAAAAUGGAUUACUAAUUUGCCGUUGUUUUGAUGAAUUGGAACAUCGAAACACUUUGCUACGAUAAAGGCACAAGGCAAGGUGUAUAAUUAUAUAUAUAUGAUAGUAAAGAUACAUUCAAUAUCAUUUGUGUACAUCGUGAGAAACCAGUUAUAUCCACAAUUACAGAGGUCCGGAGUUUUUUUUUUUUUAAUCUCAUGGAGUAAGAGUCUGAGUUCAACAAGCACACAAGUAAACUUCUUGAUCAAACAUCGUACUGUGUCUUUUCGCCAAUCAUCUAGAAACCAUUUCUUUGAAGCGGAACUCAUCGAAAGGCAGUAAGAUACUUCAAAUCUUUGCUGUGAAGCCUGGUGCUUUGUGGAUUCUGAUAAGGAGUACAAAAAUUUCCAUUCAAGGGAGAACAGAAAGAUUUUCAGUUGUACAACAUCAUGCAGACUUUUGUCAUGGUCAACCUUCUGGUAAUGUUUCUUUCAAAGGAGUCUUCUUAAGAAAAAAGGGCAAAAGCUCAAGCGUUUUCAAUUAAAGUUCUGAAGACUAGAAGAACUUUCCAUAAAAGAACAAAAAGAAAAACUUUGCAUCGAGCAGACUGUUUUGGCGGACUUCCACCAUCUGUCUUUAUUUGUAUGAAUAUGUAGUCAGAAACUUUUAAGACUUGAAAGUCUGUGCACUUUCUUUUUAGACUGUUGAAAAAAACUGUCUCAUACACUGUGGUUUUUAUGCAUAUCCAGCAUGAACAAGAGUUGAAGACUACAAGCCAUCAAACAAAGUUUUCAAUACUCUGUAUUGGUGACGUCCAGAACUAAAAAUGUUGGCAAUAACAAGUGCGAUAUGUUGCUUCUUCUCAGCUGUACUUCACACAGUGUUUGUCCAUGGGGAUGAAAGCAAAUGUACAGUCAAGUCAAAUGAAAACUGUUCUGUUAAAAUAACAUGUACGAUCAGCACAACCGCAUUUAUAGAAGGACAAUCUUUCAAUCUUUACCAUCACAUGGACGAGAAAAAAGAACGUAUUGCAGAACUGAACUAUGUGGGGGCUUUUUACCUUUGUCAUCCACUUAAAGGUUACUCGUGCCGCAAGUGUAAAGAUGUGUUUAAUAUCACCUCGUCCUCUUGUGAACCUAGAGGAGAAUUUAUGUUUUUCGCCGAUGGAGAACAGCCAGAGCGAUGUAGAAAUGAACUUCGCAGAAGAAGAGAGAGUGGUGACGAUAGAUGUGACGAAGAUAGUUUAUCAGAGAAUGCUGGUAUACAGACUUUGGGAUUCAAUACAAAUAAAAACAAAGAGGAUGAAGUGGACAAAGAAGACGAUGCGCAAACAGGAGGUGUGAAUAGUUUAGCUAUCGGCCUUUCUGUUGGUGGCUUACUUACCGCGAUGGUCAUUGUCUCACUAAUCUUGAUUCUUCUAAGACGAAAUCGCUUGAAGCAGAAUAAUCGAAAUGGAAAGGAUGUAGAGCUGCAAAAGUCAACUGAAAAUACAAACGAUCCUUUACUUUCGAGAGGAUGUAACGGGCAGCCUACAAGACCAGAAGAUAAAGAAAGGAAUUCUUUUCUUUCAAACAAAGAAACGUCUGACCACAUCUGAUCAACACGAACCUAACCUUGUACAUGACUUCAUAAUGCACUCAGCUCUUGUGAAAUGCUAUAUGGCCACCAAUUAUGUUCUAAAGACGAUUUAAUGCCUGCCAGCGACAUUGUGGACCACGUGACCUACCUGUGACCGCCACACAGCUUUGACAAGAGCCGCCGAGAUAAUUCUAGCAAGUGCAUCAGUGAGUGUGACACGCAAGCUAUGGUACCUGGAAUCUUCGGUGUAAAGAGGAAAUGCUGUACAGUGUAUAGUGAGAGUGAAAAUUAAUUAAUUAAGAGUGGGGUAGUCGCAGUCACAGUAGUAAACAGUAUAGAGUUGAGAAAACUAUUGUGAGAGUGUGUGUCGCCGAUAGCAUAGUUUGUUGUAUCAGGCAUGUGUCACCACAUAGUUUGUUGUAUCAGGCGUGUGUCGUCGCCACCACAUAGUUUGUUGUAUCAGGCAUGUGUCACCACAUAGUUUGUUGUAUCAGGCGUGUGUCGUCGCCACCACAUAGUUUGUUGUAUCAGGCAUGUGUCACCACAUUGUUGUGCCUGGCGUGUGUCGCAUUUAGUCAGCGAGUAUCGCUGCUAUUGAUCAGACUUGUGACGCGCGUGUCGCUGUUGAAGUAGCAGGAGUCGUUGCUAGGAUACUCUCCGUGUGUGUCCCUGAUUGUGUAUCCGCAGUGUCGUUGAUUUGCCAGCGUGUAUGACUCGUGGACAUCGUUGUACAAACUGUAAAUAAAGUUUUCUCGUUUGAAAUAUUUUCGAUUGUGAAGACUCAGUUUCCGGGAGAGGCUUGUAUAGUAGAUUUAGGACCCGAAACGAGCCACUGACGACGACAUAAGCUCAUUCGAUCCAUUUAAAUGCGGGACAACAAGCAUCUCACUUUCCCCGUAACAAGGAUACAUGUAAAGCCAAAGAAAGAGUGUGAUUCGUGUUUUUAUAACUAUUUUUACUCUCCAAAUUAAUAAUAAAGUAAGUAUAAACACAAGAAUACAACUCAUGACUAGUCGUUUCAUGCAUUGUGAAGGUGUUUGGCCUCUAUUUCCUCACAUUAUUUUAUUUUUUUUCGUUUUGCUUAGUCGCUUUGGCUGUUGCGAUUAUGUGACGAUGAACAUGCAGCAAUGAGUAUGGUAGGUCAGUAGGCUGUAUUGAUCAAAGUGCAAAUGUUUUUUACCUUACACAACGAUUGAAGUUGGGAAAAGCUCACAACGCCCUGAAAUAAUACGUGGGCUGCUAUUGUAAAGAUUCAGACCCCUAGUCUUAGCUUUAGGAGUUUCGCAAUAUGUUGUUCGUGUGCAAUAUAAGAUGUGAAUAAAUAUAUAAACAUAAAGCUUUCGUCUAAAGCUA